Bursaphelenchus xylophilus (pine wood nematode) is the source of this 1641-nucleotide messenger RNA. NCBI's taxonomy places the organism in Eukaryota, Metazoa, Nematoda, Chromadorea, Rhabditida, Aphelenchoididae. The record is from the annotation of a GenBank genome assembly.
AUGUCAAGUGGCAGUUUUUACGAAUAUUACGAUCAGAUUCUUGACUUGAUUGCAUGUCGGGAUUGGAAUGAAAGCGAAAAAGUAGCUGAAUUGUUUUCUUGCGACGGUCCGCACGUUUCAAACCACAAUUUAUACGUAGGCACAUCAUUCCAGAAUACUGUCUAUUAGAAAGUGCGCUAUGUUUCAUUUUUUUGUUUAGGUUUUGAAUCUCGAAGACGAAUACCCGGACAGAAAAGUGGAAGACGAGGUGUUCGAUGAUCUAGUAGCUCUCCACCUGCGAGUAUUAUAUUAUUUGAGUAAAAAUGAGUAUCAUGAUGCAUUUAAUGCCCAAAAAGCGGUAGGUAGAUGCAAUUUCAAUAUAUCGUAAUUUUAGUUACUCCAAUACUUCCACAAGGAGAUAUUGUCAGAAGAAAAGGAUGCCAAUUGGUUCAUUCCGAUACUAUUUGCACUGUGCAAGGAUUUGAGAGUGAUUGCCUCGAUGGUAAGGUUUCCACAUGUUUUCAAUUCUGAUUUUUAGGCCGAUAAAGCGCGAGAAAUUAUCGAUGAGGACGAGAAAUCAUUUUACGAGGAAGCUGCAAAUCCAAUUAUGGAAUGCUACCGAGUUUGCGUGGCUGAUGGGUAUUUUUACUUAUAUUUUUUCAUCCUUUAUGUUUUAGACGAAAUGCUUUUGAGAUCUCAAAGAAGGUGGCAAUUCUUAACCUGACAAACCAACUGUUCAGGAUUUACUAUAGAGUAAGUUUCGUGUAUCAUGUAUCUUGUCUUUUAGAUCAACAGAUUGCCAUUGUUGAAACCCCUUGUGCGAGCAAUUGAUGUCUCCAAGGACAGUGAACUCUAUAGUUUGUUCUCGAAGGCGGAUAAGGUCAUCUACAACUAUUAUGUAGGGCGAAAGGCCAUCUUCGACAAUAAUCUUGAACUGGGUGAGAUUACUGUUAUUAGGUGUAAUCAUUCCUUAUUUUAGCUGAAGAAUCGUUGUCAUAUGCCUUUAAAAACUGUCCACAAAACUGUUCCUCAAAUAAGAAGUUAAUCUUGCUGUAUUUGAUCCCAGUUAAGAUGUUCCUCGGUGUGGUUCCGACUCAACAAUUGUUGGAGACUUAUGAUCUGUCGUGUUUCAAACAACUAGUAGAUGCAGUUAAGUAAGGAGUCCUUGAGUAUUAUCGAUAAUUUUUGAUCAGCCACGAAUACCUAGUCGUGACUUAAAAGUGUUAUAUCGAUAGUUACAUCUUUUUAUAGGGAUGGAAAUCUGAAACUAUUUGAGACUUCUCUGAAGUCGCAGGAAACUUUCUUCAUCGAUUCUGGAAUCUUCCUCAUGUUAGAGAAACUUAAGCUGACUACUUUCCUCAAUUUAAUCAGGACAAUGUAUGUGAAUGUCGCCUUCUCUGAAUUUUGUACCUUACUUACAGUUCCAACGUUCUAGACACGCAUCAAGUCAGAUUAGAUGCAAUUCGCGCAGCUUUAACCGGACUUGAAUAUGAAAUGGACAACGAAGAAAUCUCGUGCAUUCUAGCCAAUGUUAUCAUGCAGGUAUUACUAAAGUCAUAGUCUAUGUGUUAAUUUUAGAAGAAGAUCAAGGGAUAUAUCUCGUAUAAUCAUCAAACCGUCGUCCUCAGCAAGAAGGACGCGUUUCCCAAUCCAAGAAAAUAA